This is a messenger RNA of Symphalangus syndactylus (siamang), 2523 nucleotides long. RefSeq names its product transmembrane protein 236 (gene TMEM236). The record is from RefSeq and is a predicted model, not a curated record. Lineage: Eukaryota; Metazoa; Chordata; Mammalia; Primates; Hylobatidae.
AUGGCUUCUGGAAGGCUCAUUAAGUUCGUGGUUUUUGAGCUCCUAGAGUUUGCCGCUUUCUCCAUCCCCACCCUCGUGAUCACAGAACAGUUUGCCACCGCCUACCAAGGAACAAGGGCUGGAUCUGACAACACACACUACUGGCUGAUCGUCUCCUGUUCUAUUGCCUAUGUUGCGUUAGUGACACUACUGAUCUGGGUUCCUGUAAAAGUUAUACUGCACAAGAAACGUUAUAUUUACAGAAAAAUUAAAGGAUGGAGACCUGUUCUGAUGAUGUGUGUGGUCCUCACCACACUGCCGUGCCUCACCUUUUCCAUAGCAGUGACUGAGGUUCAAAAGAGCAUUAAAGGGUCCGCUGAUGUCUUACCUGAUAUGUUACCUGACCUGCCCGUAUCUCUGGUUCUGUCAUCCCUGAUCAUGGUUGAUAUUAUUGAAAAACUCAGGAUAUAUCCUCUUAGAGGGAGUCAAAAGAGUAGUGAAAAUGGACACAUCCAUUCAACCUCUUUGCAACACAUAAAAACUGUGACGGAGCAAGUGAGGCAAAGUCCAGAAAAUGCUGCAUCUCCCCAGGCAGCCAACAGCACCCAGGUGUCGCAGCCAUCAGGAGCCAUGACACGGAGCCAGGUGUCUGUGUUCAUGGGACCCCAGGAACCCUCCUGUGACUCCGGAAUCCUGAGAAUGAUGUCCCGGCGAGAUGUCCGGGCAGAGUUAUUCUUAUGGAGCUUUCUCCUGUGGUCUGACACGAUAGAAAUGGUGCGUGUGGCUGGUCACCCCAACGUCUACAAGUCAAGCUGGCUAUACCCAGUCUACAUAUUCAGUUUUAUUUCUCUCCUUCGAAUUACAUUCACUCCCCAAAACCCUCUUCUCAAUUCCCUUAGCGUCCUGCUGCAAGAUUUACCGUUUGUUUUUGUUAGACUUGGUUUAAUCAUUGCCCUGGGGACUAUCACACCCGUACUGGGCCUGUGUAAAAAUAUCCUCGUGACUCUGUCUUACAUUUACUUCAAUUACCUAACCAGACUCAGGUUUUUUUCUGCCUUUGAAAUGUCUCCAUUUUAAAAAGAAAAUGGGAUCUAGGAAGGCCUCUUUGUGAUACCUGUGUGCACAUUUGUAAUCCUUCUUUUUUUCUUGGGGUGUAGGUGUUUGCACUAUGAAGGAAAUGACUAGAUUGUAGAGAAUAAGCCAUUUUUACUAACUCUAACGUAUCAGUUUUUUUUUUUUUUUUUUACAUAUACAAAUGGUGCUAAAUUUAAGUAAAGUAAUAUUCUUAUAAGUUGGCUCUCAGGUAUUUCUAGAAAAUGUUAGCAGUUAAUUUUAGUUAGUUAUGUAUACUGAGGUCCCCAACCCCUGGACCAUGGUCUCAGUACUGGUCCAUAAUCUGUUAGCAAGCAGACCACACAGCACGUGGUGAGCCUUGAACUGAGCGUUCCCGCCUGCAUUCCACCUCCUGUCAGAUCAGCAGCGGCAUUAGAUCCUCAUAGGAGCCCAAACCCUAUUGUGAACUGCCUAUGCGAGGGAUCUAGCUUGCGCUCCUUAUGAAAAUCUAAUACCUGAUGAUCUGAGGUGGGACAGUUUCAUCCCAGAACCCAACCCCUCCCCCAACCCCGGCUGUGGAAAAAUUGUCUUCCACAAAACUAGUCCCUGGUGCCAAAAAGGUUGGGGACCAGUGAUGUAUACCACCCUUUUUCUAAGAAUGCUCUUCCACAGAGCCUUUUAAAAAAACUAAGAACCUUUUCCAUCAAGUUAGCCCAAGAAUAAGAUUUUUAUCUUUUAUAUAGAUAGCAUUAUAUGAAUUGACUGAUUAAAUUUAGUUUUAAAAACACACUUGAAAUUAUUGAAUAAUUUUUAGAUUAUAGUUUGUUUUUUUUUGGAGACAGUGUCUCGCUCUUGUCCCCCAGGCUGGAGUGCGAUAGCAUGAUCUCAGCUCACUGCAACCUCCGUCUGCUGAGUUCAAGUGAUUCUCUUGCCUCAGCCUCCCAAGUAGCUGGGAUUACAGGCGCCUGCCACCACGCUGGCUAAUUUUUGUAUUUUUAGUAGAGACGAGGUUUCACCAUGUUGGCCAGGCUGGUCUCGAACUCCUGACCUCAGAUGAUCCACCUGCCACGGCCUCCCAAAGUGCUGGAAUUACAGGCGUGAGCCACCUUGCCCGGCCAGAUUAUACUUUUUAAAAAUUUGAACAUUGUAGUUUUAGGGGUUCCUUCAAACAUGGAAUUAUAUUCUUUAUUCCAUUGUGGCAAGGGACUUUUAUUCAAUAAAUUGAUUUUAGCCUAAAAAGUAAUUCACUUUAAUAGAUAUUUGGCUCAGUUUAAGGCUUAGCUGUGUUGCCAGUACUGAAGUACUAAUAUGAGUCUUGUUUAGUAUAAUGAAGUCAAGGUACAUCAGUAAUACCAAGAUAAAGUUUCAUAAUAAAAACCCAUAAAGUGAACACAGAGAUUCCAAAGUAAAAGAAUAUUUUAUUUGUGGAAUUUGAUACUUUGAUAAAUAAAGUACAAGCCCUGUUUAAAAUUAAAAGUUCAGCUUACAAAU